This is a messenger RNA of Electrophorus electricus (electric eel), 1569 nucleotides long. RefSeq names its product radial spoke head component 9 (gene rsph9). Gene Ontology annotation, cellular component: radial spoke; axoneme. NCBI's taxonomy places the organism in Eukaryota, Metazoa, Chordata, Actinopteri, Gymnotiformes, Gymnotidae. Gene Ontology annotation, biological process: motile cilium assembly; axoneme assembly; cilium movement involved in cell motility. The record is from RefSeq and is a predicted model, not a curated record.
GGGACUGAGGCAACGGCUAUCAAGCUAAGAUUAUGAGUGCCAACUGCAUACGAUGAAUAGAAGUAUAUUAUAAUACACCUGUUAUAACAAUACGGCAAGCGGAUUGAGAUGGAUUCAAAUACAUUGUACUAUUCAUUGGAUUUAGUGUCUGUAAAUGGAUUUACCUUGAAUAUAGAGCAGAGAGCAGCCCUUCAGACCUCUAUGGUCAUUCUGAAGAUAAAUUACAAAUUCAGUCGGGUCCUUUUUUGGGGAAAGAUUGUGGGAAUCAAAAAUGAUUAUUUCAUAGCUCAGGGGGUUGGAGAGGAUGAAUUGAGCAGAACGUGUCUAUACAGUUUUAACUGCAUGGAUUGGCACUUGCUCCCUCCUGCCACUGAGGCUAUGAUAGGAGAGGUGGCAGUGGCAGUAAAGGGGCGUUUCGUGGGUGACCCGUCACAUGAAUAUGAGCAUACGGAGAUCCAGAACCACGGCGAGGGAGACGAGACUCUGGAAGACGUUGUCACGGUGAAAGUGAAUGAAGAGAAGAGGUUGGCUGUGACAGUAUAUACCAUUGAUAAAGAGGUGUCUGUCGUACCACGUGGCGCGUGCAUUAAGAGCCCUCAUGGCACUGUACAGAUUAACAACAGCUUCAAGGGCCUGACACCCUCUGAGGCAGCUAAAUUAAGUAACUACCUCCACUUCUCUGAGCCCAGGACACCGAAGACAAAAUCCAUUUUGGAAAUGGCUGAUCUGAACCCCUGCAUCGACUUCCUGGAUCCUCUAAGUGAAGACAAUCCCAAAGGGUCAUGGAGCAUGCAGUCUGAACAGGGCGCCACAGUGUGUGUGAUACGAAGUCUGCUGUGGCUCGGCCUGACCUUCUUCCACAUGCCAGCAACCCCAAUGCAUGGCUACAUCUACAUGGGACAUGGACUCAAGAACUUGGACCUGACAUUCAUGCUGUAGGGGGAGAAUGAACCCCAAAGGGCAAACCUAGUAGGUCCAAACAGCAAUGUAAAUUCAGAGAACAUUUCAUGACUUUAUUUUUUGUAAUCUUCUUUACUGUAAAUGAAAACUGAGGGCAGAUAAAGCAAACAUUGUUCAACAUUCUCAAAGAGAAAGUGUGUUACCAUGUUUCUGUUUAAGGAGGGUAUGAUAAUGUAACACGCUGCCUUUGUCAGCAGUGCAGGCACCGCUCCCCUCCACAAACACACACAAAACAGAUGCUUCUUUGAGGUAUUGAGAAGAAACUAUUAUUUGGGACAUCUGCUUUUGAUUUAGGAACAUUAUCACUGAAGGUUUAACAGUAACCUAGGUGAAAAAAGCACAUUGAUUCAGUUCCAGGUAGUCUUUCCAAAUUCAGGAACCUCAGAGAACCCAGCUGUAACUGAUGUCAGUUCUUUUAUGUUCAAAAUGUAAGUUAAAUUUGUAGAGGACUUGGUUCUCUUUCUGGUCUUCACUAGCACUGAUGAGAGCUCAGAUUUCUUGCUGUUCACACCCCAUCUGUGUAACAAUGAAGUAAGUGUAGCUUUUUAAAGAUGACCUCAUAAAAACUGCUGUUUUUUUCAUAAAGCAAAUAAAAGAGAACAAAAACCA